UUCAGCGGCGGUGGCUGAAGCGAUUGGACUGCGAGCGUCUCCCGCAACACUUUCUGUGGAAUUUGAAUUAUUUUUUGGCACGGCACGGCUCGGGAUACACAGGUGACGGCUUCAACGGGGCAUCUUCCGGGUCGCAGCGGUGAUCACAGGAAGCUCAGCGAUGAAUAAGCUACGGCAGAGCUUCCGCCGGAAGAAAGACGUCUACGUGCCGGAGUCCAGUCGGCCGCACCAGUGGCAGACAGACGAGGAGGCGGUCCGCAGCGGCAAAUGUAGCUUUGCAGUCAAGUACCUGGGCCAUGUGGAGGUGGAGGAGUCCCGAGGCAUGCACAUCUGUGAGGACGCAGUGAAGCGGCUGAAGACGGACAGGAAAUUCUUCAAAGGAUUCUUUGCAAAAGCCGGGAAGAAGGCGGUGCGGGCGGUGUUGUGGGUGUCGGCAGAUGGUCUACGUGUCGUAGACGAUAAAACAAAGGACCUGAUCCUGGACCAGACAAUAGAGAAGGUGUCGUUCUGCGCUCCGGACCGAAACUUUGAGAGAGCGUUCUCUUACAUCUGCAGGGACGGAACGACUCGACGCUGGAUCUGCCACUGUUUCAUGGCCAUUAAAGACUCAGGAGAGCGUCUCAGUCACGCUGUGGGUUGCGCGUUCGCCGCCUGUCUGGAGCGGAAACAGAAACGAGAGAAGGAGUGCGGCGUCACGGCAACCUUUGACGCCAACAGAACCACGUUCACCCGCGAGGGCUCGUUUCGCGUCACAACGGCCACAGAGGCGGCGGAGCGGGAGGAAGUCAUGCGGCAGCUGCAGGACGCCAAAAAAGCAGAAUCCGAUGUGACUGUUGCCGGGAACUCAGCCACCAGUGUGACAAACUCCUCAGCACACCCUUCAGGAGGCUCGCCGUCCCCCUCGUCCUCCCCCCCUCUCUCUGUGGGGACGCUGGGACCCCAGGCCAUACCGCGCAGGCAUGCACCGGCCGAUGUGAUCGCCAGGCAGGGCUCCUUCAGAGGCUUCCCGGUGCUCAGUCAGAAGACGUCUCCUUUCAAACGACAGCUGUCACUACGCAUGAACGAGCUGCCCUCCACCAUGCAGCGCAAGUCUGACUUCCCCAGCAAGAACACAGUCCCCGAGGUCGAAGGAGAAAGUGACAGCAUCAGCUCGCUGUGCACUCAGAUCACCUCAGCGUUCAGCGGACCCCCGGAGGACCCCUUCUCCUCGGCACCGAUGCCCAAACCGACCUCAUCCCCACAGUCUCCUGUGGCACCAGUGAACGGCGCCGCUCCGGCCUUCUCUGUCGCUGCUGCGUCUGCUGCUGUAACUCCUAACCCCCCCGCUCUGCCCCCCGCUCUGCCUGCUCGGGACACUAACCCCUGGGCUAAGACCCCAGGAGGGGCCCCGGCCUCAGCACAGCCAGGAAGUAACUGGACAUCCCCCAACCCGGUGAUCGUGGUCCCCCCGUCAUCCUCUCCAGUCUUAUCGUCUCACAGACGCACGCCCUCAGAAGCAGACCGGUGGUUAGAAGAGGUCACCAAGUCUGUCCGAGCCCCGCCGACCAACCCGAUCCUGGCGGCGGCCCCUCCCCCCGCUCAGCCGUUUUCAGCUCCCGUUGUGCCGAUGCCCGUGGCUUCUGUUCCCUCCGUUCCCCCGGUGGCCUUUAUGUCCUCUCUGCCCUCCGCCGUGCCCAUGUUGCCCCCUCGCCAGCCCGCCUUCCACGCUCAGGCUCCGGCCUACCCGAUGCCGAACGGGCUGCCGUUCCCUCAGCCCAGCGUGCCGGUGGUCGGCAUCACGCCCUCACAGAUGGUGGCUAACGUGUUCGGCUCAGCCACGCAGCCCGGGCCCUACCCGCUCCCGACCUCCACAACAACCCAGCAUGAUAUCCAGGCUGUGGGCAGCGUCAGCCCCUUUAUCAAACCCCCGCCGCCCGCCAUAGUGCACCCUGCUCCUCUCCAGCCCUCCAACGGCAGCGCCACCUUUAACGGAUCAGACAACUGGGCUGCUCCAUCCCAACUCGCUCCAUCUUCCCCCGCCACCCAGCCGCCUCCGGGGCCGCAGGAUGAUAACUUUGAGGCCCAGUGGGCAGCCUUGGAGGGCCGCUCCCGCCAGCGCACCACGCCCUCCCCGACAAACCCCUUCUCCACCGAGCUGCACAAGACCUUUGAGAUCCAGCUCUGAAGACCGACCAGAGAUUAGAAAAGGCCCGGACUAUAAGGAGGCCGUUUAAUCAAAGGGCAGACGUGUGAUCGACUCGAGAAGAGCGGGCAACAACUUUCUGUCUCUCUUCAACUCAGUUUCAGCGGUCAAGCUCAGCAGGGCAACAAAAAGAACGGGGAGACCGAGGAGAGCCUGGGGGGGCGGAUCAGCAGGGAGCAGAACUCUGCACAGCACUGAGGGGAGGAAAAGAAAACAGGCUGCUGUAAACGAGAGCGCAGCUCCCCGGACGAUUCAUUAGCUUUGUCUGUCUCGUUUUGUUCAUGCUGUGGAGCGCUCGUCUUUACCCCGUGGAAUAUCUGUGUCGAGCCACACCCACCCCCCUGUCAGCCCCCCGAUAACCUACCCAGGUGUGGUUGCUCCUGUCUCCCGCCCGCUUUUGCUCAAUCCAGCCGCCCCCCCCCCAUUGACAGAACAAGAUCUCCCUUGCCUGGCAGAGGAACUGCAGCACUGAGGGAACUCAGCUUCCACACAAGAAGUUCUCAUGAUUAACUUCCCAAUCAGAAGAGUAGAGUGAGACGAUGCCAAAUCUUUAUUUUUAUGCAUUAAGUAUAUUUUAAAUAGCUUUGGAAUCUAACAGAAGAGAUGUAAGUAAUCGUGCCAAAGGCACAGGCUAGCUACAGCGAGACAUGUUCCUGUAUACAAGAAAUGACCGUAUAUAUUAUACAUAAAAUAUAUAUAUAUAUAUAUAUAUCUAUAAAGAAUCUAUACUGUACACACAGCUUACAGCAGUGCUAAUUUUUAAUGUGAUGUAAAGAGAUUUUGUGAAGGGACAGCUGCUUUACUUUGAUGUUUAUUUUUUGAAGAGAAAUCUGUGUUUCCGUCUGUCGCAUCCUGUGAUUGGAUGUGAAGCGUCUCACUGUAAAUAGGGUAUCAUUGCAGCAACAAUCAUUGCGGACCUGGUGGUGGUGCCCGACUGGUUGCCUCUCUUACCUGUGCUCAGUCUGUCAUAGUUAGUACACAUCAGUACUUCUCGUUUUCUUCUUCACUCUUUUACGUUGUGUACUAACAUUCUUGUUUUUUUUAUUUAACGCAGUAGGAUGAGUCUUCUUCUGUUUCGCCGCCUCUUAUCUUAUUUUUUUAAGAAGUUGGUUUCUCAAUUUUUAUUUUGCACAAGCACUAAAGUCGAUGAUUUGACCUCACAGGUGACCUUGAUCCUCACAGGUGAGUCAGUGUUGGUGCUGACUCGACCCGACCUCCGCCAGCCGUCUUCGGCUCCAGCGGUCGACAGUAAACUACAGGGAGAUCAAAAAAACGGUUUCAUCUCUCACUGUCUCCUUUCUCUCUGUCAUGUUUUUAUUUUUUUAAAUCAAGCCUGUGAAUAUGAUCUGAUCUAUUUUUCCAUUUUGUAAUUAUUUCAUUACUUUAUUCCACGUCUUUGGAGAAACGUUGAAGCUAAAAGAUUGAAUAAAUUGAUGGUGGUAGAGGA
Labrus bergylta (ballan wrasse) is the source of this 3629-nucleotide messenger RNA. It is a transcript of the gene numb, whose product is annotated as NUMB endocytic adaptor protein. The record is from RefSeq and is a predicted model, not a curated record. Gene Ontology annotation, biological process: positive regulation of neurogenesis. NCBI's taxonomy places the organism in Eukaryota, Metazoa, Chordata, Actinopteri, Labriformes, Labridae. Gene Ontology annotation, cellular component: basolateral plasma membrane; cytoplasmic vesicle; cytoplasm.